Messenger RNA from Etheostoma spectabile (orangethroat darter), 7377 nucleotides. It is a transcript of the gene kirrel1b, whose product is annotated as kirre like nephrin family adhesion molecule 1b. NCBI's taxonomy places the organism in Eukaryota, Metazoa, Chordata, Actinopteri, Perciformes, Percidae. Gene Ontology annotation, biological process: cell-cell adhesion. Gene Ontology annotation, cellular component: plasma membrane; cell-cell junction. Bases 342 to 2873 code for a protein of 843 amino acids. The record is from RefSeq and is a predicted model, not a curated record. The transcript has 15 exons. Gene Ontology annotation, molecular function: cell adhesion molecule binding.
AGAGAGAGAGAGAGAGAUAUUGAAUUCAUUCCUUUCUACAUGGAAAUCUAUAGCGCGAUAGAGAAAAAAAGGCAGACAGAGAAAGCAAGAAAGAGAGCAGAUCAAUACAAAAAGUGGAGACAGAUUUAUUUUACGCACGGGAAAAAAAAAAACACCAAACGAGGAGAAGAAAGGAAAGGUGGAAAAAAGGCAUCAGAUUUGUUUUCCACUAAAUGUGGCUUUUUUUUACUCCCGUGAUUCAAAGAGGAUUCCAGUUGAAUUGAGCCGCUCGCGAGGGAUUGAUGGUGUCUUUUUGGGGAAGCAGAGCCGAGGGGAGGAAUCUGAAUGCGCUCGGCUGAACCAUGCCAGCCCUGUGGAUCAUAACUUUGGCCAUCACUUUUAACCAAGUGUGGUGCAUUCGCUUCUCUCAGGAGCCGGCGGACCAGUCGGUGGUCUUGGGAGAACGGGUGGUGUUGUCCUGCGUGGUCUUCAACUACAGCGGCAUCGUCCAGUGGACCAAAGACGGCCUGGCCCUUGGGGUCGGAGAGGGUCUCCGAGCCUGGCCUAGGUACCGUGUUCUGCGGGCUCUGGACAUCGGCCAGUACAACCUGGAGAUCUCCAACGCGGAGCUGUCUGAUGACUCUCUGUACGAGUGUCAGGCCACAGAGGCUGCCCUGCGCUCCAGGAGGGCCAAACUCAAUGUACUCAUCCCCCCUGAGGACCCGGUGGUGGACGGCUCCCCGGAGCUCCUGCUGAUGGCCGGGACUCCAUUCAACCUGACCUGUGUGACCCGCGGGGCCAAGCCUGCAGCACACAUCCAAUGGACCAAGAAUGGAGUCCCUGUGGAGGGGGCCUACCAGUCAACGGAAGUGCUACCAGAUAGGAAGAGGGUGACGACCAGGAGCUACUUGCACAUCAUACCAGUCGACAAAGACAGCAGCUGCAAUUUCACCUGUGUGGCCAGCAACCCGGCGGUGCCCAUGGGCAAACGAGCCACUGUUACCCUCAAUGUGCACCACCCUCCUACAGUGACCCUGUCCAUUGAGCCUCGCUCCGUCCUGGAGGGCGAGAGAGUCACCUUCACCUGCCAGGCCACUGGCAACCCUCCCAUUAUCGGCUACAGGUGGGCCAAAGGGGGCGUGCUCCUGGAGGGGGCCAGGGAAAGUGUGUUCGUCACCACGGCAGAUCACUCCUUCUUCACUGAACCUGUGUCCUGUCAGGUUUUCAACGUCGUGGGAAGCACCAACGUCAGCAUUCUGGUGGACGUGCACUUUGGCCCGAUACUGGUAGUAGAGCCCAGGCCAGUUACUGUGGAUGUGGACUCUGACGUCACUCUGAACUGCAAGUGGUCUGGAAACCCCCCACUCACCCUCACCUGGACCAAGAAGGGCUCCAGCAUGGUGCUCAGCAACAACAACCAGCUGUAUCUGAAGUCGGUGAGCCAGGCCGAUGCAGGCCAAUACGUCUGCAAGGCCAUCGUACCGCGGAUUGGAGUGGGAGAGACUGAGGUUACACUCACUGUCAACGGCCCCCCCAUCAUCUCCAGUGACCCAGUCCAGUACGCCGUCAGGGGGCAGAGAGGAGAGAUCAAGUGUUACAUCGCGAGCACCCCCCCACCUGAUAAGAUUGUGUGGGCGUGGAAGGAGAACGUGUGGGAGAAGGAGAAGGGCACUCUGAUGGAGAGAUACACUGUGGAGCAGAGUAAGCCUCCAUCUCAGGGCGGGUCCGUCCUCUCCACCCUCACCAUCAACAACGUGAUGGAGUCUGACUUCCACUCGCCCUACAACUGCACCGCCUGGAACUCCUUUGGACCUGGCACCAUGAUCAUCACCCUGGAGGAGACAGAUACUGUUCCAGUGGGAAUUAUCGCCGGUGGUACGGUGGGCUCCUCCAUUCUACUGCUUUUGUUUCUAAUGGCGCUGGCCUUCUUCCUCUACCGCCAACGCAAAGGCAGUCGUCGGGGUGUCACACUCGGUAAGCCAGACAUCAAGGUAGAGACGGUCAACAAGGAGACCCACAGCCUGGAGGAGGAGGCGGCCGACGUCUCCACGGCAACCCGGAUGGUCAAGGCCAUGUACUCCUUUCUGCCCUCUGUUUCCCUCUCUCCCUCCACUCAGCCGUUCAAAGACGACAUGGACCUGAAGCAGGACAUCAGGAGCGAGGGCGACACCAGGGAGGAGUACGAGCUCAAGGAUCCAACCAACGGUUACUACAACGUCCGAGCCACCACCCAUGACGAGGCGCGCCCCCAGUCCCGUGCCAUCCACUACCAGGGCGAGUUCCGCUCCCCGAAUCCAAACAGCGGACCAGCCGGGGCAUCUUCCAGCGGCGCCCCAGCUGGUGCCAGCGGUGCCGUUCCACCCAGUGCAGUACCAGGCUCAAGGGCAGGCUGCUACGACCCGCGCCCACCUUCCAGGAUGUCCCAUGCCACCUACGCCCAAUUCAAUACCUUCACCAGGGUGGCACAGAGCCAGCAAGCACCUCCCAAUCCAGCUCUUCAAUCGCCUGGAGAUUACCCCGGAGACUGCGGUCUGCUGGACAGCACCACCCAACUGACCUAUGACAACUACGGAUACCCCUCCCAGUAUCCCAGCUACCGCAUGGGCUUUGCUCCACCCAUAGAGGAAGGGCCGUCCUAUGAGAUGUAUCCAACAGGACAAGGACCAGGGCCAGGGCCAGGGCCUGGGCCGGGGUCUGGGCCUGGGCCUGGGCCUGGGCCUGGGCAUGGGCCUGGGCCUGGGCCUGGACCUGGGCCAGGGCCGGUGCUGGGGCAAGGGCAACAAAGUCCAGAAACAGGACUGGGGCAGUAUGGAACCUCCACCCGCUUCUCGUAUUCAUCUCCCCCCUCUGACUAUUCCCAAAGACACACGCAGCGGAUGCAGACUCAUGUUUGAGAAACACACAUUCACAUGCUUUGACUUGCUUUUUGCAGCAUCAGUACUUAUCACACUUAAAACAAAAACAUAGAUGUAAAAAAACACACAUAAACAUUCAAGAAUCCAUGUUCUGUUUCUGUAGCAUCCAGUGCAUGGCCUUUGGUUCAUUUUCUGAACCAAUGAAACACCAGAGCAACAGCUCACAGCAGUUAGCAGCAUCAUGUAUAUUACAGUUACCAGCAAUACACACGUACAUACAACACACAUUUGCGCAGACCUUCUGUUGCGUGCAGUUUUUAUGCACCAACAAAAGCAACAGCGAGCCACAAUCAAGACAAAAAAGACACACAAAAAAAGAAGAAGAGCACUUUGAAGAUGAGAAGAAGAAAAACACCAGACGCUUAAGGAGGAGUUGCGGAAGGACCUUUUUCUUCCUGCAGUCCUCGCCCUGCUCUAUGAUCAUCUCCCUGCAGCGCAUCUUCCUUCCACCCCAUCUCUGUAAAUAAGUGCAAAUGGAGAUUUGGGUCAUUUUAAAGUUAUUUCCUUGUACAAACCUAUACAGUGUGAUGCAGUACAGUGACCUACAGCAAACCUCCUUGCAGUCCAAUCUCUUUUGGCAUUUUCUGACUCUCACAUAAUGCAAAAAAACACACAAACACACAGAUCUUUAAAGACUUGUUUGUUUCAAUGUAUUGCAGCAACGGGGCAGCUUGGACUAUAUAUAUUUGGCACUUUUUUAAUCCCUUUUACUCACUCAACCUUGCCCAGUGGCCAAUUCUUACAAAAUUCUCUACAAGAUCUACCUUGAUUUAAGUGGGACAGUUAGUGACCAGAGUGCCAAUGCACACAAAGUAUUACUGUAAGAUGGGUCUUCAUUUGUAUAGAGUGGACAAUAAGAUGGUCUGGAAAAUAAGGUUUUGUACGUGCCACAUCUUAGAGGAAAGGAAAGGAGUGGUAGCAAGUGUCUCUAUAUGCUCAUUCUUGCUCAUUCUAUGCUCAUAUGUCAUUUUUAAUCAUCAUGAUGCAUUUCUAUUCUUAACAUUUCGCUCGAGGUCAAUGCUGUGUAUAGUAUUUGUGAAACGAGGUGUGGCAGGAGCGCUUUUUUCAUUCAAUGAAUUUCAGCAAUUUGUACAAAAAGAUACCUCCCCUACCCUCAAGUGUCAAAAAGUAAUUGUUUCUGUCACUUGCACAGUAGACUAGUUUUUCCUUUCCAUAUUUAUACCGAAACAUAAAAAAAAUGGCAUUCAGAAACAUUUUAUAAUAUUUUUAUAAGGAGUUGUGGACCAAAGGCUCAGCGUUUUGGGUGAAACUCACUUUUUAAUGUGUAUGUGGCAAAGUUAUUGGAAACGUUUUGGGUUUCUUUAAGAGCGAUGGAUGGGGUUUUUAAAGUGGAUGUUAGAAACUUAAAUUAGAACAUUCAAAGAGCUUCAUACCAAAAUGAUAAAUAUCCAACGAGGGCAAAUCAGUUUGGUGGAUAUCUCUGUUUGGUGUGAAACUCUUUCUUUGACUUCCAGUCUUCUGACUGGACUGCCUUUUUCAAAACAUUGACGACAUUCAGAGUGAUGGAUGGAGAACCAGCAGAUGCUCACUUUGAGCUGUGCUGUGAACUCUGUAAGCAAAGGUUCAAGUGUAGUCAAACAUAUCAAAAUGAAGGUACAGAUGGUUCUAUCUAGCUCAUAUGGUACUUUGUACAUGUCCAUGUAAGUACUGGUUUGUUCACUACAACAGACAAUUUGGUGGUAUAUUUUAGUUUAUGAGAUUUUUCCAUUAUAUUGUGUCAGCUUUGGUACGUGUGAUUGGCCUUUAAUGAUCAGCGUUCAUAAUCUCGCUACUAACCUCAAAACUCUACUGAUGCAGCUACUGUACUAGUCCCCUGUUAAAUAGAUCUCUAACGUCCCACUGCCAUAUUAUUUUUCCCCAUGAGAGAAAAUCAAAUGUGUCUGUCUGGUAAGAUCUUGCAGUGUCUGCAACAGUAGUUUUGUUUACUUACCCAACACCAACUAAGUCCGAAUUCCCACUAUGAUCAUCUUACAAAAGCUUUGUGGGUUGUACCUGUUUUCUCAGUGCAGCUGCAAAGUUGGAACAUCAAAAAAUGUUUUGCUUGAUAGUAAUGUCUUGAUGAGUUAUAAGUAAGAAGUUAUCCAAAAAAAAGGAAAAAGAAAGCCUUACAAGAAAAGUUGUUUCAACGGCAACUAUGAAUGCAAUCACUGAGCCAACACCGGUUUUAAGACAUUUAUUUGAACCGAAAGCUUUGAAUGACUGUUGUUGGCUCCAUUUUGUAUUCUCUACAUAGACAAAAAACGUUCAGCUGACAGAAUUACAUCUUUAGGAAAAAAAAGAAAUGUUGGAUUGGCUGUUGAUGAGCAAUGAGCACAGUUUUGGCCGACUUGUGCGAGAUAUUUCCUUGGACCUUCCCCUCUACAGAAAAUAAUUUGACUUCCACCCCUUACUUAUAAUGUUGCUCACAGUGUGAACUGAAAACAAAGAACUGAAAACAGUAGUAGAAUUAAUUCAUGUUUGCGCACUGAGCUUUGCCAGUGAGAUUGGAUUGCACUCUCCAUUGUACCAUUGCACAACGUCACCUGUUACGGUGCCAAUCAGUGUUGACUAGACUCCACAUCUGUGGGAGGAAUAAUUAAGGUUCCAUCUCGAAUGUUCUUCAGUUCGGGACUUUAAAUAACACAUGACUCUUUUAAACUUGUUGUGGCGACCUAGAGGAAUUGCUUUGACUUUGUCUUGAUGUUUGACCUUUGUUUAAGGGCACAUGUGUAUGACUUACUAAGUUAAGAGGGACUGCCUGACGAGUCACGCACUUGUUUCUCUAACGUACAAUUUUAAGCAGUUAAAAAUGAUAGCAGAUGAAACGGUGCUUUACAAAAGACCUGAGGCUGUGAAGGGAAGCCAGAUAUCUCAACACCUCCAGAGGUAAUCAUUGAGUCUUUAUACCUAUCAGCCAUCCUAUCAACCCUUUUCAGAUGCAGUAUAUCAUGGUAAUUUUGUGCCAAGGGGCAGUAAAAAUUGUAUUUAUUGCCUCUAUUUGGAAUAAACACUUUCAGAAAGGAAUCGGCAGCAACGCCAUUUCUAAUUAGAAUAUCAGAUGGAACCCUGUAGCUGGAAGGUCACUAUAUAAACCGUUUCAGUAGUUAAAGAGAGAAGAACGGCAGAUGGAGCACCCUUUUAAAUUUAUAUGGUUAUUGCAGCUUUGGUGCUGCAUACUAUUACCUCUUUACAACCUUUUUACAGAGUUGUAGCUGUGCAGUAUUUUGCAUUGGACUUGAAAUGUCCUUAUGACCUUGUGUAGAAUGAGUACACAUGACACGGAGGAGGUACAUAUACUCUGCCGCGCCAUUGGUCAUUACCUCUUAACUACUUACAGUCUGCUGACAGUGGGGACAUAUACAUAAAAAACACCAUGGAUGCCAAAAAAAAUGCAAAACUGAUGUUUAUAUUUGGUUCAGCGAUGAAAAAAUAUGCAGUUUAGAAUGGAAUCUUAAGUUGUUAUUUCAUGUCUUUUCCCCCUCUUUUCCAUACGUACUGUACCUCUCAGCGCGUUGUGUACUGAUACACUUAACUCCCUCCCAUGUGUCAUAUCAACAGCCACCUACCAGCUUCCAAAUAUAGAACUUGUCUUUACAUGAAGAAAAAAAACAACUAAUCACAACAUAACCAACCUUCUCUCACAGCUUUCUUCCAAAUAUUCUUCAAGUUGAUAACAUAUGAAGUACAGUAGGUAUAGCAAUCUUAGCUUGCAUUAAUGUAUGUAUGUUGGGGGGUUGAGUGUCUGUUUUUAGAGAAUAUAUAGCUUCAUGAGCUCAUGACAUCAUCCUCAUUUAUUUCUCUCUGAAAAUCAGUAUUUUGAAUCUUCUUUUCUUGGUAUUACUUUGUUGUGUUACCUCACCAGUGAAAGAAAUGACUUUGGUCAAAAAUAUGUGUCUAAACUUUUACAUAUAUCGGAAAGGGGGGUUCUGAUUUAUCAACCCAGAAGAGAGAGCUUGUAUGUGUCUGUGGCCAAAAUGACUGCUCAGCCAGGCCACAAAUAGCCAAAACUCUGUCUCAACUAGGCCAACCCAGGCUAGAACCAGGCCAGACCCACAGCUAACUGCUUUGUUCCAUGCUGUGCUGUGCCGCGCCAUCCCUGGCCAAGACUGACUCAAGUUGCUCGGUGUCCAUUUUUACCUUGUGGAGUAUUCAGCGAGUGCCAAAAGACUGUGCAAAAAACUGAACUGAGCAGACAGACAAAUGCAGCAGCCAUUUGUGUUCAUUGUGUGUCUGUGUGUGUGUGUGUGUGUGUGUGUGUGUGUGUGUGUGUGUGUGUGUGUGUGUGAGCACUGUAAGGAUGUGUCCAUCUGUGAACAUGCAUGUGUGUGUACAUGUGUGUUUGCAGCCUGCAACACCUGUUUUGUUUCCAUAACAUAUACACAUGUAUUAGGACCACUGGACUGUAGACGUCAGGGUUUGACUGAAUGUUUUUGCUAAAUAUUGCAUAUUAUCAGCAUAUUUCCUCAGUGCUUUCUGAAAAAAA